GUCUUCACUCACAAGUCGGAUGUCUGGAGUUUCGGCGUUAUGCUCUGGGAGCUCUACUCCUUCGGCCGUCUUCCAUACCCCCGCUUGAUGACAAACCAAGUCCUGGCCCAUCUUGAAGCAGGAGAACGAAUGGAAGCUCCACAGGACUGUCCGCGUUUCAUAUACUCUCUCAUGCUGGAGACAUGGUCCGCAGAGCCCUCUCGACGACCCUCCUUUGAAGCGAUCCUUGCAAGGCUCCAAAGUUCGCUUAGUAGAGAGGAUUUAGAGUAUGCCGCUGCCUUCCAACAACACAGCACUGGAGAUACUAGCGGAAGUAGCGCCUAUGAUAUCAUCUUUGAUGACAAAGUCGCUUAA
Messenger RNA from Rodentolepis nana, 354 nucleotides. Lineage: Eukaryota; Metazoa; Platyhelminthes; Cestoda; Cyclophyllidea; Hymenolepididae. The record is from the annotation of a GenBank genome assembly.